AUGACCACACCAAUGCUAGCCAUUCCCAAACAUAUGGUUACCAUGACCACACCAACAGUAACCAUUACCACACAUAUGGUAACCAUGACCACACCAACAGUAACCAUUACCAAACAGAUGGUUACCAUGAACACACCAACGGUAACCAUUACAACACAGAUGGUUACCAUGACCACACCAACAGAAACCAUUACCACACAGAUGGUUACCAUGCCCACCCCAACAGUAACCAUUACCACACAGAUGGUUACCAUGCCCACACCAACAGUAGCCAUUACCAAACAUAUGGUUACCAGGACCACACCAAUGGUAGCCAUUACCAAACAUAUGGUUACCAUGACCACACCAACAGUAACCAUUACCACACAGAUGGUUACCAAGACCACAUCAACAGUAACCAUUACCACACAGAUGGCUACAAUAACCAAACAAUUUUCUUUCAGUCCAGUGUAUGUGAAACAGAAAUACCCAGAGUAA
Molecule: messenger RNA, 477 nt
Organism: Mizuhopecten yessoensis (Yesso scallop)
Lineage: Eukaryota; Metazoa; Mollusca; Bivalvia; Pectinida; Pectinidae
Product: transcription initiation factor TFIID subunit 12-like
Exons: 1
Coding region: 1-477 (158 amino acids)
Source: RefSeq, a predicted model, not a curated record